AUGUCGGUUAUUAGACAAUAUAAAGGAAUUGUUAUGACGAUGCGUUUGAUACGUUACAGCGGCAGAGAUGUACUUCGAAGACAGUCUCGAAUAAUGAAUAUUUAUAAAAGUGAAAGUUCUUUACCUCCGGGUGAUCUGAGUGAAAUGUUCACUGUCCCAAGAGCACAGACCAACACGUCAUCAAUGUUUAAGAAUCCACAAAGUAGUCAAUUUGAUCGCGGUCUUUAUCUUACAUUUGUAAGAAUUAUAAUUCAAAUUUUUUGCUUUAUUUUCAUUUUUGUUCUUGUCAUCAUUACUAUUAUUAUCACUGUGAUUGUUGUAUUUCUUUAUUAUUAA
Messenger RNA from Enterobius vermicularis (human pinworm), 336 nucleotides. NCBI's taxonomy places the organism in Eukaryota, Metazoa, Nematoda, Chromadorea, Rhabditida, Oxyuridae. The record is from the annotation of a GenBank genome assembly.